UAAUUAGGUGAACUUCUUUUGGAAGCUGUUAACUUUCAAGGUCUGGCAGGAGUUUCACAUGCUGGCAAGCAGUCCCCUCUGCCUCCCUGUGUGAGGCCUCCGUGUAUAAACACCCUCCGGAGAGCCAGAAGUGAAAAUGUUGAGACUGCUGAGCAGCGAUGACUACGAGGUGGGCACCAGGAUCAAAGGGGUCACUUCACGCACCCUCUUCACGCUGGCCGUUGGGGCAAUCGGAUUUCUGCUCUUAGGAUUCAUCAUAGGAUGGUUUGCAAAAUCCACUGGACAUUCGAGGGCUACUCCAGAAGUACAAAGCAUGAGAAAAGCAUUCUGGGAUGAAAUGAAGGCGGAAAAUAUUAAACAGUAUCUACACAAUUUCACCCAAGUUCCCCACUUAGCCGGUACGGAGGAGAACUUGCUUCUAGCCAAGCAAAUCCAAGCCCAGUGGAGAGAAUACGGACUGGAUAAAGUGGAAUUAGCAUUCUAUGACAUUCUCUUGUCAUACCCAAAUGACACAAAUCCCAACUAUAUCGCCAUUAUUGAUGAACAAGGCGCAGAGUUGGGUACUACGUCUUUGCGUGAGCCUGAUCCUCCUGGAUAUGAGAAUAUCACUAAUGUUGUCCCUCCGUACAAUGCAUAUUCACCUGCUGGAACCCCCGAGGGAGAGCCUGUUUAUGUCAAUUAUGGCCGAAUAGAAGACUUCCACUAUCUGGAAAGAGUCCUAAACAUCAGUGUUCAAGGGAAGAUUGCUAUCGCCAGAUAUGGAAAAAUCUUUCGAGGAAAUAAGGUCAAUAAUGCUGAAAACGCAGGAGCCAUUGGGAUUAUCCUGUUUUCCGACCCAGCCGACUACUGCGCCCCUGGCGUAGAGCCCUAUCCGGAUGGCUGGAACUUGCCAGGCGGAGGGGCCCAGCGAGGGAACGUGCUGAACCUUAAUGGAGCCGGAGACCCUCUAACUCCAGGUUACCCUGCUAAAGAGUACGCCUACAGAUCUUCCGUGAAGGAUGGUGUAGGACUCCCUAAAAUCCCAGUCCACCCUAUAGGGUACAGCGAUGCUGAGAUGCUACUAAGGAACCUGGGAGGAAGCCCAUCUCCAGACCCAGCCUGGAAGGGAGGUCUCAACAUAUCGUACAACAUUGGCCCUGGUUAUUCUGGAAAGAGGUAGUAUGACCAAAUUCACAUCCAUGUGGUCUAACUGGUUGUCUUAAACGAAAUAAGAAGAGUGUAUAAUGUCAUUGGAACCAUCAGAGGAGCCGUGGAGCCAGACAGGUAUGUCAUCCUUGGCGGCCAUAGGGAUUCCUGGGUGUUUGGAGGGAUUGACCCGCAGAGUGGAGCGGCAGUGGUGAACGAGAUCGUCAGAAGUGCGGGGAAAUUGAAAACGCAAGGUUGGAGGCCAAGAAGAACAAUUAUAUUUGCCAGCUGGGAUGCUGAAGAGUUUGGGCUCUUAGGAUCCACGGAAUGGGCAGAGGAAAAUGUAAAAAUUCUAGAAAAGAGGGCAGUGGCUUAUAUAAAUGCUGAUUCUUCUGUGGAAGGUAACUAUACCUUGAGGGUGGAUUGCACGCCUUUACUUUACCAGCUGGUGUAUCAACUGACAAAAGAGAUCUCCAGCCCAGAUGAGGGUUUUGAAGGAAAAUCUCUUUAUGAAAGUUGGCAUCUGAAAGACAACUGGACAGAGUACAAGAAUUCUCCAAGGAUAAAUAAGCUGGGUUCGGGAAACGAUUUCGAAGUAUUUUUCCAGCGGCUUGGCAUUGCUUCAGGAAGAGCUCGGUAUACUAAAAAUAGGAAAGAGGGAAGAUACAGCGGUUAUCCAGUGUAUCACAGUGUGUAUGAGACAUUUGAGAUCGUUGACAGAUUUUAUGACCCACUCUAUAAGAACCACUUGUCAGUGGCUAAAGUACGGGGAGGACUUGUGUUUGAGUUGGCCGACUCUGUCAUUCUGCCUUUUGAUGUUCGAGACUAUGCCGAUGCUAUCAAGAACUAUGCUGACAUCAUAUUCAACAUGGCCAAUAACUCAUCACAAAUGAAAACUUAUAAUGUUUCAUUUGAUCCACUAUUUUCUGCUGUUGUAAACUUCACAAGAACAGCAACACAGUUCAACGAAAGAAUGAGAAACCUUGAUGUGUACAACCCAAUUGCAAUAAGAUCAGUGAAUGAUCAGCUUAUGUUCUUGGAGCGGGCCUUUAUUGAUCCUUUGGGGCUGCCUGGACGUAGAUUCUACAGGUAAGAACUUGC
Nanorana parkeri is the source of this 2226-nucleotide messenger RNA. RefSeq names its product folate hydrolase 1B (gene FOLH1B). NCBI's taxonomy places the organism in Eukaryota, Metazoa, Chordata, Amphibia, Anura, Dicroglossidae. The transcript is spliced from 18 exons. Gene Ontology annotation, molecular function: carboxypeptidase activity. The record is from RefSeq and is a predicted model, not a curated record.